GAUCCUCACGUGCAGAUCACAUAUCCAUCUUCUUCCUCGCACCGAAGGGAAAUCGGGAGUACAAAAUUUCAAAACCCUAAAAACGAACAAUUUGAAAAUCUAAUGGAUCCAGCUCCGCCGUCAACCACCAAGAGCUGGAGCAUACAUACCCGCCGGGAGAUCACCUCCAAGUACGAGAUUCAAAACCGAAUCGGAUCCGGUGCCUACUCCGACGUCUACAAAGCUCGCCGUCUCUCCGACGAUCUUACAGUCGCAUUAAAGGAAGUUCACGAUUACCAAUCCGCUUUCCGAGAGAUCGAUGCGCUUCAAACUCUACAACAUUCUCCGAAUGUUGUCGAGUUGCACGAGUACUUCUGGAGCGAAGACGAAGAUGCAGUGCUUGUUCUCGAAUACCUUCCGACGGAUUUGGCGUCGGUGAUCCGCACCGCGAAGAAGGAAUGGAAUGGGUUGAGCGUCGGAGAGAUCAAGCGAUGGAUUAUUCAGAUUCUAUUGGCGGUUGAUGCUUGUCAUCGAAGUUCCAUCAUUCAUCGUGAUUUGAAGCCAUCAAAUUUGUUAAUUUCCGCCACCGGUGUACUCAAGUUAGCUGAUUUCGGCCAGGCAAGGAUCCGUCUAGCACCUGGAUUCCUUUCAGUUCACGACAACACACAGCCACAAGUCCAAGAAUCAUCUCUCUUCCAACAACAAGAAACAAUCACCCAAGAAACCCGUCCAAAUCUCAUGGAACCACCACCUCUAAGAACCAUAGAAGAAUACCCAAAAGACCCCAUUGAUGAACUCCAACUCGAGAAAGAAACAAACUUCCCAGAUGUAGACACAUCAUGUCUCGCCACAUUCACCACUAGUGACAUAGAAGACGACUUCCUCAAAAGCAACUACUCAUACAAUGAAACCGGAAAUGACGAAUCCGCCCUUCUAACAUCAUGUGUCGGGACCCGUUGGUUCAGGGCACCCGAGCUUCUAUUCGGGUCAACAAAUUACAGUGCAGAAAUCGAUUUAUGGUCUCUCGGGUGUAUAAUCGCAGAGCUUUUCACUCUACAACCGAUUUUUCCAGGCACUUCAGAUAUCGAUCAAUUAAGUCGAAUUUUUACAGUUUUAGGCAACUUAAAUGAAGAAAUAUGGCCCGGGUGUACACAAUUACCUGAUUAUAAAAUAAUUUCAUUUGGGAAAGUUGAAAACCCAAGUGGGUUAGCUUCGUGUCUUGUGAAUAGAUCACAAGAUGAGAUUUCACUUGUGGAGAAGUUACUUUGUUUUGACCCGGCGGGUCGGGCUGCAGCCAUGGAGCUGCUUCAUGAUAAGUAUUUGAAUGAAGAACCGGGUCCGGUUCCUUUGGGUGAAUUGCGGGUUCCCGGGUCGAACCGUGGUGGAGAUGAUGAUGGGUCGAGUGAAUCUGGUGAAUGGGGUGGGGGUGGACCCAUGGGUUCGGAUUCGGAUUUUGAUGAUUUUGGUGGGUUUGAUGUUACUAAAGGAAGUGGUGGAGACUAUUCGCUAAGGUUCGAGUGAUUUUGUUUUGUUUAUAUGUUAUUACUUUUUUGUAAAUGUAACUUAAACAUGAAUGAGAUAAUAAAGUUAAACAUGUUAAUGUUUA
Molecule: messenger RNA, 1585 nt
Organism: Lactuca sativa (garden lettuce)
Lineage: Eukaryota; Viridiplantae; Streptophyta; Magnoliopsida; Asterales; Asteraceae
Gene: CAK1AT
Product: CDK-activating kinase 1AT
Biological process (GO): protein phosphorylation
Cellular component (GO): nucleus
Molecular function (GO): protein serine/threonine kinase activity; ATP binding
Source: RefSeq, a predicted model, not a curated record